This is a messenger RNA of Aspergillus terreus NIH2624, 678 nucleotides long. RefSeq lists its product as uncharacterized. The transcript has 4 exons. Bases 1 to 678 code for a protein of 225 amino acids. The record is from RefSeq and is a predicted model, not a curated record. Lineage: Eukaryota; Fungi; Ascomycota; Eurotiomycetes; Eurotiales; Aspergillaceae.
AUGGAUCUCUCGCCCCCUCUGGACUCUCCCACGAGGAAAUCUGUGCCCGAUGACUGGAAAGGGCUGACCGAUCCGAAAGAGCGCCGCCGGCGCCAGAACCGCAUCAACCAGCGCGCAUACCGGUAUCUAGGCAACCGGAAGAGAGCCCAACUGCUAGGUAUCAUCCAAGCCGCCACCGACCACACCAACCCCGACCAUGAUACCGCCCCCUCCGACCCCAGCGAGACCGCCCUCGCUGUGCGGCACACACCGCCCACUCCAGACCUCAGACUGCAUCGCCUGCUGGAACACUUCAGCUCCACCGCCUACCAGAGCUACAUCCUCGGCUUCCCGACAGCAGACCACCUCCUUACCCUCUCCAAAGUCAACGUCUUCCGCGCCUUCAUCGCAAACAUGGCCCUCAUGGGCAUGACCCCCGACCCGGAAUGGAUGCACGACGACGCCGUCUCCCCCUGGGCCACCGCCCAGCCCGGCCCCGUCGACCCCUCCGCCCUCCCUGUCGCCCUCCGUCCAACCCGUCUCCAGCAGAGACUGCCGCACCACCCGUGGCUGGACUUCUUCCCGCACCCGCGCAUGCGGGACAACCUCGUCGAGGCGGCGGAUCGCUUCGACGAUGAGCAGCUGUGUGUGGAUAUUAUGGGGUUCUGGAUACAUGAUAUCAAUCUGGAUGAAACAUGA